Boeremia exigua is the source of this 906-nucleotide messenger RNA. RefSeq lists its product as uncharacterized. The annotation marks the transcript as partial. The record is from RefSeq and is a predicted model, not a curated record. Lineage: Eukaryota; Fungi; Ascomycota; Dothideomycetes; Pleosporales; Didymellaceae. The transcript has 2 exons.
AUGAUCCAGUACCAGAACGCCACCCAUGUAUACCAGCAGACCAGAUGGCGAAUCGAUGACGACCAGUCAUCAAGCGAGGGCGACGUCACCCUCGACGGUUCCGAAGAGCCGGUGCGAGUUGGAGUCCUAAUCCGAAAGACCAAGAUAUACAUAGAAUGCCUUGGAGAUAUUGGCGCUUCGCUGAGCUGCCCUGCUCCCGAUGAUCUGGGAGACGAAGAGACGAACAGCUUGGGCCUUGAACAACGCUCCGCUGCAGACUACCACACAGACCGCCUGAGAGCUAAAUUCCCUUCAGCUGAGAUUGACUUACUCGAAUGUCUUGGUAGAUCGAGCUGGGACAGAUAUCAACGAAUGCAACAUGAGCGUGAGCUUAAUACACAACGCCAAGAUAUCACGAUACCUGGCAGCAAGUCCCGUGCUGUGUAUUCAGAGUUCCAGGAUUCGGGACUAGGUACAUCGAUUCCAGCCGGUGCUUCUUCUUACGCAGCGACCGUGGUGUCACUCAUGUCGAGCGUGGCAGGAGGUAAACGGGUCGAAAUCCCACCUUUGUCGGCUGAGGCUAAGUUAGGAGAGCCGUUUGAAUGCAUUGCUUGUGGUAAGCUUAUUCGGUUGACAAAUGAUCGUCACUGGAGGUCACAUUUUUAUGCUGAUCUUCAACCCUACACGUGUUUUUUUGUAGACUGUGGCUUCGGUUCAAAGUCAUUUGGAACCAUCAAGCUCUGGUCGAUACACUUAGAGCUUGAGCACGGGUAUGGCCCAGAGUGGACUUCCACACCGUGUCCUUUCUGCCUCAAUCCUACUGGUAAUGGCAAAAAGAUGAUCCUUGGUCAUUUCGCCCAGCACAUGGAAGACAUAGCUAUGACAGCUGUUCCUCUGGAUGUUCAUUCCGAUGACGAGUCUAGCACA